GCAAUGACGGCCUCACACACUGACUAAUUUCUUCCUCCGAGACAGGCUGGCCUGACCUUUCUAUGUAAGACUCCCAGGAGGAAUAACCAAUAAUCUCGCAGUAAGCCCGUACUUCCUCUCACUUGGGCUUAUUACCCAUUCCGAUAGUAAUCCCUGCAGCUGUGCGCCCUUUUCGGCUCCUGCCAGUGGGGCGUGCAGGGCUCCGACCGCACGUCGUUUGUUUAUGUGCCUGUUGGCAGCCUAAGUACGGCUUUGUGUCGUUCAAAGUUCUCAACUUUGCUUCUCAUAUCUCUCUUAAACAAUCAUUAUCCGGGGAAUUAUAUGCCGGGAAGAAAUAAAAACAUUCCAGCGUCUUGCGUGUGGCCAGCACCUCGUACUGGGUCUGCUAGACAGGUGCACAUGUGACUUGGACGAAACCAAGUACCUAUCCAGCGGAGGACGAGUUCAUCCUAUGGAAGAUUGACGCAUGACAUUGCGAUUUGACAAGCUUGCCUAGUGCUCGAACAGAUCAAGUGGGAGUGGUCCCAAAAGAUAAGCCAUGUCUGCCAAAGAUGGCAUCGAUGUGGCCGCCGACAGCACGGCCGUCCAGCAGCAAGCCUCCGAAGGCGAAACCACCAAGCAAGCAGCCCAGAAGGAGAGACAAGCAGUAUGGGGUGACUACUUUCGCGUUUUCACGUACGCGAAGAAAUGGGAUUUUGUCCUGAUGGUCGGUGCCGCAGUGGCUUCGUUGGGAGGCGGUGUUACUACUCCUCUCAUGAACGUGAUUUUCGGCCGACUUGUUGGUAACUUCACAUCGUUUGGCACACCGGGAUCAAGCAACACUCGGGCCCAAUUCGAGCGAACGCUCAACUACCAAUGUCUCCUGAUGUUCGUUCUCUUCAUCGUCCGCUUCACCCUCAACUACAUCUCCAAGUUCUGUUUCCGCCUGAUCGGUCUCCGCAUCUCUGCGGCCAUCCGGCUCCAUUACCUCUCGUGCCUUCUGUCUCAGACUGUCCACGUCCUCGACUCGAUGCCGCCAGGGGCGGCGGCUGGUACCAUAACUAGCACGGCCAAUGUCCUUCAGAUCGGGAUAUCCGAGAAGCUGGGCACGUUUUUGGAAUUCGCAUCUUGCAUCGUUGCCUCGAUUGUUGUGGCCUUCACCUUCUCGUGGCAAGUCACGCUCGUGACGUCCAGUGUGGUUCUCUUCAUCGGCAUAUCCGUUGGCAUCUUGCUGCCCUUCAUCAUCAAGGGAACCACCCGCUCGACUGAUGCCGAGACGAAAGCCGGGGCUGUUGCGACUGAGGCCUUCUCGGGCAUAAGAAUGGUCUAUGCCUGUGGAGCUCAAAACAAGAUGGGAGAUAAAUACAGCUCCUGGGUCGUCGAAGCCAAAAAGGCCGGCAUGUACACGUCACCUUUCGUUGGCCUGAACUUCGCAUUAGUGUUCUUCGGGCUCUAUAGCGCGUUUGCUCUGUGCUUCUGGUACGGAACCAGGGCUGUCGUUGAAGGGGUCGUGGAUGGCAUUGGCUCCAUUGUGAUUGUCUUAUUCUCGGUCUUCCUCAUGGCAAUUUCACUCGAGAGAAUGUCAGGGCCCUUGAUCGCAGCCAGCAAGGCCACUGUGGCUGCCGCAACCUUCUUCGCCGUCAUCGACGCACCGAAGCCGGAACGGGGCACUUUGAAAGACCCGGAUGUGUCUGCUGAUGGGGAUAUCGUUUUCGAAGGAGUCACUUUCGCUUAUCCUGGAAGGCCUAACACCAAGGUCCUGGACGACCUCAACCUCACCAUUGAGGCCGGCAAGGUAACUGCCAUUGUCGGGCCUUCGGGGAGCGGCAAGAGCACAGUCGUUGCUUUGGUAGAGCGCUGGUACACUUUACAUUCACAGGCAACAAUCAGUAAAGCGAUCGAGAAAAAGGCCGAGAAGAAGAACAAGAAAGCACCUGAAAAGAAGCCGAAAGAAAAGAAAUUCUUCUUGUCUCGAUCAAAAGCCAAGGACAGUGAGACUGAUACCAGAAACCAGCAAGACCCCGAGGCGGCGAAAGACACAGCCAUAACGAUAACUCCGGAUGAGCAGGGCUCGAGCGAACCAGUACCACUGAGCGGAAAAGUCGUCACCGCAGGGCAUAAUUUGGACGAGAUCGACGUCAAGUGGUGGCGAUCGCAGAUUGGCCUGGUCCAACAGGAACCCUUCCUUUUCAACGACAGUAUCUACGCCAAUGUCAUGCAUGGACUAGUCGGGACACAGUGGGAGAAUGAGCCAUUGGAGGCCAAGAAGGAGCUGGCAAGAGACGCAUGCAAGGAGGCCUUUGCAGAUGAGUUCAUCGACAGGCUACCAGAUGGUUAUGAGACCCAAGUAGGCGACGCCGGCCUCAAGCUGUCCGGUGGGCAACGCCAACGGCUUGCGAUUGCUCGCAGUAUCAUCAAAAAGCCCAAGAUCCUUAUCCUGGACGAGGCGACCUCGGCAAUCGACGUCCGAAGCGAGAAGAUCAUCCAGGCCGCCCUCGACAGAGUGUCAAAGGGGCGUACCACGAUCACGAUAGCGCACAGGCUCUCCACCAUCGCCAAAGCCGACAAAAUUGUGGUGAUGCAGAAAGGAAAGCUAAUGGAGCAGGGCACACACGAGACUCUGCUGAGUGAUGAGGCUGGCGUCUACUCUGGUCUCGUCAGAGCACAGAGACUGACCCUUGGAAGGGAAGAUGACGCAGAAGACAGUGACAUCCUGGAGGAAAAAGAGGCCGAGGAGAUCCAGGCCAUCCUGAGUCGUGAGAAGUCGGCCUCCAAGGCCCUCGUCAGCGGAGGCGAGGCAGAACUCGAGACUGCUUGGAAAAAUCGAGGCCUCACUGGCAGCUUUGGUCGACUCCUCUACGAACAGCGCAGCCGCUUCCCCUUCUAUGUGCUUAUACUCCUCGCAGCGGCCGGUAUUGCCUCUGGCACCCCUAUCCAGGCUUGGCUCUUCGGCCAAGUAAUUCAAAUUUUCACGUUCAUCUUCUCGCCAUCCCGCUUCCUCCGCGAAGCCGAGUUCUGGUCGCUGAUGUGGUUUGUCGUUGCUAUCGGGCUGGGCUUCUGCUACCUGGUGCUGGGCAUCGUCGCCGUAAAUCUCCAGCACUUCAUCUGUGCAGCAUACCGCCAGCAGUACUUCUCCGCGAUUAUCCGGCAGAAGAUGCUGUUCUUUGACGACGAGAACAACUCAGUGGGUACCCUCGCCUCAAGGGUUCAGGGCGACCCAAAACAACUCGAGGAGUUACUGGGAAUGAACAUGGGCAUGGUCGUCAGCUCUGUGCUCCAGCUGUGCGGCUCCCUGACCAUCGCGUUUGUGUUUGGGUGGAAAUUGGCUCUAGUGGCAACAUGCGUAACCGUUCCGAUCGGUUUGGCCUGCGCUUGGUACAGAUUCAAAUACGAGAUGGAGUUCGAAAAGUUGUCUGCUGAAGUCUUUUCUGAAUCCAGCAAAUGGGCCGCCGAAGCCAUCGGUGCCUUCCGUUGUGUCUCUUCCUUGACAUUAGAGGACGAGAUUAUCGACAGGUAUCAAAAGCUCCUUGAUGGGCACGUCAUGUCCGCCUAUCGCAAGGCUCGUUGGACGACACUCAUCUUCGCCCUGUCUGACUCUCUAGCGCUCGCGUGUCAGGCCUUGAUCUUCUGGUACGGCGGGCGACUGUUGGCCAGCGGCGAAUACCAGGUCCUCGACUUCUUUGUAUGUUUCAUGGCCGUCACGCAGGGAGCAGAGCAAGCUGGUGUAGGCUUCUCUUUUGGCCCCAAUGCCGCUCAGGCGAACGCUGCGGCAAACCGGAUCCUGAGUAUCAGGGAGAGUCGAGGGGAGAGAGCCAGCUUGGUUAGUGAUACAGACGAGGGCCAAAAGGCCAUUGAGGUCAUCCCGGACAGUACAAAUGGCAUAAAGAUAGAAUUGCGGGAUGUUGGGUUUCGCUAUCCCACACGCCAAGUCCAGGUCUUCAAGCAUCUCAACAUCACGGUCGAGAAGGGCCAAUUUGCGGCUCUUGUGGGUGCCUCGGGCGCUGGAAAAUCGAGCACAGUGGCCCUCCUCGAGCGCUUUUACGAUGCUCAACAGGGGAGUGUACUCUGUAAUGGGAGAGACAUCAAAUCAGUGGAUGUGCAUGAGUAUAGGAAGCACAUUUCCCUGGUAGCCCAGGAGGCAUCGUUGUUCCAAGGCACCAUUCGCGAGAACAUUUUAAUGGGGGUUGAUGCGUCGGAGAUCAGCGACGCCCAACUACACCAAGCAUGUCAAGAUGCUGCAAUCCACGACUUUAUCAUCUCCUUACCUGAAGGCUACGACACGGAUGUUGGCUCGCGUGGUGUUGCGCUGUCAGGUGGUCAGAAGCAACGCGUCAGCAUCGCGAGAGCCAUUAUCCGGGAUCCAAAAGUUCUCCUGCUCGACGAGGCAACGUCUAGUUUGGACUCGGAGAGCGAGAGGCAAAUAUCCGCUGCUCUCCAGAAAGUAGCCAUAGGGCGAACAACUGUUGCAGUGGCCCAUCGACUAUCUACUAUCCAGCACGCAGACGUGAUCUACGUUCUUGGGGAAGGGAAGGUACUAGAAGUUGGGACUCAUGCUGUAAGCAGCUCUCGGACACAGUCUUCUUACUGUCAAAAACGAAUUACUUCUAUCUUUAUCAUCUCCCUUCAGGGUUUUAUCAGGCCAGUUCUGUUCAGACUGUGGCUACAAACUGUCUUAACGCCCCAACGCCUGCAUUGUCAAUCACUUUUUGGUGGUUUGAUAGCUGACUCUGGAUAUAUAGGAAUUGUUGAAGCAAAAGGGAGUGUAUUAUACGAUGUGCCAAAGUCAAGCUCUUGACCGGUAAAGAUUGUAGAUAUCGGGUGGGUUCCAAGGUUAUAAAAAAACAAAUGGAAGGUGUUUAACUGGCCGGCGUUAAGAACGAAUCAGCUAUCUCUGCUCCCAAGGGCAACUCUAAUCUCAAUACCCAGACUUUACUGCAAAGAAGA
This is a messenger RNA of Diaporthe batatas, 4923 nucleotides long. RefSeq lists its product as uncharacterized. The transcript has 11 exons. NCBI's taxonomy places the organism in Eukaryota, Fungi, Ascomycota, Sordariomycetes, Diaporthales, Diaporthaceae. The record is from RefSeq and is a predicted model, not a curated record. Gene Ontology annotation, cellular component: membrane. Gene Ontology annotation, molecular function: ABC-type oligopeptide transporter activity; ATP binding; ATP hydrolysis activity. Bases 539 to 4774 code for a protein of 1411 amino acids. Gene Ontology annotation, biological process: transmembrane transport.